Molecule: messenger RNA, 1283 nt
Organism: Vicia villosa (hairy vetch)
Lineage: Eukaryota; Viridiplantae; Streptophyta; Magnoliopsida; Fabales; Fabaceae
Product: 2-oxoglutarate-dependent dioxygenase AOP3-like
Exons: 3
Coding region: 155-1105 (316 amino acids)
Molecular function (GO): dioxygenase activity
Source: RefSeq, a predicted model, not a curated record
AUAUCUUAAAGACAUUUUAUUAUGUUCAAUGUAUGAAAAAAUAUAUUUGUAACUUUUUAAAAUGCCUUAUGUAUAUAUAUAGCAUAAUAUUGGUUAAGAAAAAUACAAUUCACAUAACGAAAUAGAGUACAAAAGAAAAAGAGAAGAAAGAAAAAUGGAUACUGAGAGUGGAGUCCCAAUUUUAGAUUUUCGUAAGAGCACUGGAAUUACAUUAGAAGAAGGAGGUCAAGGAUGGAAAGAAAUGAGUAAGAAAGUGAGAGAAGCAUUUGAGAGUCAUGGUAUGUUUCUCUUAAGAUGUGAUGAAAUACCGAAAGAAUUACAAAAUGAAAUGUUCGCAGGCAUUAAAUCUUUGUUUGAUCUACCUGAGGAGACAAAGACGAAGUUCACUGGAAAAAGAGUUUAUAGGGGCUAUUCGUCCAAGAGUGUUGCCCUUCCUAAUAGUCAAACAUUUGGUAUUGAUGAUACUUUUGAUCCAAAUGAGACUCGAAGCUUCACUGAGCUCAUGUGGCCUGAAGGAAAUCCAAAUUUUUGUGAGGCACUACUUUCAUUCAGCUCAGAAGCACGAAAACUAAGCUCACUUAUCCUAAAGAUGGCUGUGGAGGGCUUUGGCCUUCUAGAAAAUUACAUUUCAGAAGUUGAAGAGUUGUGUAGAGGUAAUGAUACACGGAUAACAAAGUAUCCAAUCCCUAAAGAAACAACUGAUCCUGCUAUUACUUUUGUGCCUCACACUGACAAAUCCAGUCUUACCUUCAUAAGCGAGAAUGAAAUCCAAGGUCUACAACUUCUACAGAAAUCAGGCAAUUGGGUUAAUGUAAAUGUUCCUCCAAAUGGUUUUGUCGUAAUGGUUGGUGACAUGUUGCAGGCAUGGAGUAAUGGAAGAUUUGAAGCACCAAUACAUAGAGUGGCGAUAAGAGGAAACAAAGACAGAUAUGUAUUUAUUCUUUUUUCACUUCCAAAGGAAGAAACAUUCAUUAAGGUUCCCUCAGAGUUAGUAGAUGAAAAUCAUCCUCUCCGUUACAAGACAUUCACGUAUGAAGAUUUCAUCAAUUUUAUUAAAACUGUUGGUACUAAAUUGGGAGCACUUGAAGAUUUUGCUGGAAUUUAAUGUCUCAUUAUGAGAUAUAGGCAAUACUCCUUUAUGCUAUAAUAAUGUAGAGUAUUUGGACUCACACUUUUUUUAAUAAAUUAGAUUAAUCAAAUAAAAUGCACUGCCUUUUUACUUUCAUAUAAUGCAAAAAUAAUUUAUAUAUGUUCCUAUAUAAGUUACACUCUUAUCCUAUUUU